CAUCGUACACGCUUUCUUGUUUCCUUUUUAACGUCCUACGACAAACAGAUUCUCGAGAAACAAACACCAAACUAACACAAACCAUAAAAGAAUAAACUAAACCAAACCCGAACUCCGGUCAGCCUGCAGAUCUCUCCCCCGCUGAUUCUCACCAUGGGCAGUCACCAUCCACCUCUAAAAGCGUUAACUCUAACACACAUCCGUUACCAAAGAGGAGACCAUUUAGGCCAUUUUCUCGCAUACAUUUCACUAAUCCCAGUCUUCAUCUCCUUCGGCGGUUUCGUCUGUCAUUUCAUCUUCCGCCGCGAAUUACAAGGCAUGUGCUUCGCAAUCGGACUCAUAAUAGCGCAGUUCAUCAGCGAAUUAAUCAAGAAAUCAGUCCAACAAGCUCGCCCCGAGACUUGUAUAGUUCUCGAGAUGUGCGAUUCUCAUGGAUGGCCGUCGAGUCAUUCACAGUACAUGUUCUUUUUCGCUGUUUAUUUUACGCUUUUGACCUUUAGAGGGAUUGGAUUGACUGAUGUUAAGAAUAAGUGGGCUGCUUGUUUCUUGCCGUGGUUAUUGGCUGUGUUGACUAUGUAUUCGAGGGUUUAUUUGGGUUAUCACUCUGUUCCUCAAGUGUUUGCUGGUGCUAUUUUGGGGAUUUUUCUUGGUUCUAGUUGGUUUUGGUUUAUUAAUAAUAAAUUUAUUUAUUUCUUUCCGAUUAUUGAGGAGAGUAGCUUUGGGAAGAUGUUUUAUGUUAAGGAUACUUCUCAUAUCAAGAAUGUGUUGAAAUUUGAGUAUGAGAAUGCUAGAAGAGCUAGAAAGGAGAUGGAUGUCAAGGAUAAUUGAUGGAUUAAUCACGGUUUAUUUGGGUCAAACCGCUGUAGAGUUGGUUUUUAGAGUUAUGUUUAUGUCUGUUUGUAGGGAUGACGAGAUUAAGCAAGUUCAUGUCUUAGUUAUAUCUUUUCAGUGGAGAAGACGAAUGCCGAAAGCUAGUUGGAGGGACAAUUGCUAAGGUUUAUAUUGUUUGACAUUAGCCGUGAAAAUAUGAUUCUUCAUAAGUUCAUAUUCAUAGAAUCUCCGCAAAACUAAAAGAUGUCUCUGUAAACAUAUAGCUCUUUGGACGAUUUAAAAAUUUACUGAUUUAAUACUUCAUUUUUCAA
This is a messenger RNA of Mercurialis annua (annual mercury), 1142 nucleotides long. Its product is annotated as lipid phosphate phosphatase gamma. Gene Ontology annotation, biological process: lipid biosynthetic process; protein N-linked glycosylation. The record is from RefSeq and is a predicted model, not a curated record. Bases 154 to 828 code for a protein of 224 amino acids. NCBI's taxonomy places the organism in Eukaryota, Viridiplantae, Streptophyta, Magnoliopsida, Malpighiales, Euphorbiaceae. Gene Ontology annotation, cellular component: endoplasmic reticulum membrane; intracellular membrane-bounded organelle. The transcript is spliced from 2 exons. Gene Ontology annotation, molecular function: dolichyldiphosphatase activity.